Mytilus trossulus (common blue mussel) is the source of this 2053-nucleotide messenger RNA. Its product is annotated as cytohesin-1-like. Gene Ontology annotation, molecular function: guanyl-nucleotide exchange factor activity. Gene Ontology annotation, biological process: regulation of ARF protein signal transduction. The transcript is spliced from 11 exons. The record is from RefSeq and is a predicted model, not a curated record. NCBI's taxonomy places the organism in Eukaryota, Metazoa, Mollusca, Bivalvia, Mytilida, Mytilidae. Bases 510 to 1559 code for a protein of 349 amino acids.
GGAUGCUCAUAUAAUCUGCUGGCGAUUUGAUAAUGUUACAUGUGGAAUACAACAGAGUUGAUGUGAUGUGCUGUAUAAUAAUUUCUCAAUUGUUCAAAAGGAUUAUACUAAUUUGUCUUUUGAGGAUGCCUGAAUAAAACUGAAGAAAAUUUUCACAAUAUUUAUAUUUACCGUAUGCCAAAUUGCAAAUCAUUAAGGAAAUUUUUCACUAUAAAUAAUAGAAAAUUUUCAUCUGUGUGGUUAGACAAAUUUAAGCAUGGUCUCUGUGGCUGGAAAGGAGCACAUGUCCACCCUGUUUCUGGCAGAAUAUAAUGAUACCUGGCAAUUAGUGAUGAAAUCUUUAGUUGAAGAUGCUAAAAUGAAAAAAAACUGUUACUUCUAAAUUGAAAAGAAAGGAUGCUUAUGUCAGGGUUAAAUAUAAAAAGAAGAAAAGAGCUUGUUUAGGAAAGGCUUUUACACCCCCUGACAAAAAGGAACUUAAAGAUGAGAUAGCGGACGUCCAGUCUGAAAUGGACAUGAUAGAUGUCUCUGAUGGCAGUCAGAACAACCCAAAGACUAAACAGAUGUCCAUUGGGAAGAAGAAAUUUAACAUGGACCCCAAAAAGGGUAUAGAAUAUUUGAUCGAACAUCAGCUUCUACCCAACACACCAGAGGAGGUUGCUAAAUUCCUGUUCCAAGGUGAAGGACUAAAUAAGACUGCCAUCGGAGACUAUCUUGGUGAAGCAAAAGAUUUCAAUAUAUCUGUACUAAAGGCAUUUGUGAACCUCCAUGAGUUUUCUGAUAUGAUACUGGUACAAGCUUUACGCCAGUUCCUAUGGAGUUUCCGUCUGCCAGGAGAGGCACAGAAGAUCGACAGAAUGAUGGAAUGCUUUGCUGAAAGAUAUUGUGAAUUGAACCCAGGGAUGUUUACCAGUACAGAUACCUGUUAUAUCCUGUCUUUUGCUAUCAUUAUGCUGAAUACAACUUUACACAACCCUGCAGUAAAAGACAAACCAUCUGUUGAAAGAUUUAUUACUAUGAACAGGGGAAUAAAUGAUGGUGUGAACCUACCUGAUGAACUUCUUAAGAGUCUGUAUGAGAGUAUAAAGAAUGAACCUUUCAAAAUCCCAGAAGACGAUGGCAAUGAUCUCAUGCAUACAUUCUUCAAUCCAGACAAAGAAGGCUGGCUAUGGAAACAAGGAGGUGGGCGUGUAAAGAACUGGAAGAGGAGGUGGUUUAUACUCAAUGACAAUUGUCUAUACUAUUUCCAGUUUACAACUGACAAAGAGCCUAAAGGAAUUAUACCUCUAGAGAAUAUUCAGGUCCGUGAGGUACCAACAGAGAAAGCUAACAAACCUAAUUGUUUUGAGCUGUACACCCCAGUACAAGACAUUAUCAAAGCAUGUAAAAUGGACAAAGAAGGCAAAGUAGUAGAAGGUAAACAUAGUGUUUACAGGAUGUCUGCUGCCACUAAAGAUGACAAAGAUGAAUGGAUCAGAUGUAUUAAAGCCAGUAUAAGUGAAAAUCCAUUCUAUGACAUGCUAGCAGCUAGGAGGAAGAAGGUGCUACACCAAAAAUAGAAAUGACGUCUUAUGUAUAAACAAAUGUAUAUAGUGUAAAUAUAGGUGUAUUUAUCUUACUCACAGUUGUAUAUCAGGUUUAUUGUCCAGAAGCUUUUUAAAGCUGAUAAGUCAUGUACAGCUUUUUAUAACAGCAACUAUUCAAAUCAUUUUAUAAACUUAUGGGGAAAAAACUUGUCUUCCAUCAUAAUACAAGUUGCCUUCAAAUUCUAAUAAAUUUUCAUAAAAGACCAAAAUGUAAAAAAAGAUAAAGAUUGUUUCAGGUUCCCUAGCUUUGUUAUAUAUAUUUACCCUGAGAUUGCGUUGACAUUUUUCGUAAAGUGUUUGUAAAAAAAAGGUCAUUAUUUUGUUAAUAAGAAAAAAAUACUACCACUUUGUUUAUAUUCAGGCUAAAAAAGAAAUAUUGCAAAAUAUAUACUUCCAUAUUAUUUUAAAACUGAAAUCUGAAGCACACCUUUUUGUCAUUCAUACAUUCUGAGUUAAAAAAAGAAUAA